Theileria orientalis strain Shintoku is the source of this 357-nucleotide messenger RNA. RefSeq lists its product as uncharacterized. The transcript is spliced from 4 exons. The coding region runs from base 1 to 357 and encodes 118 amino acids. NCBI's taxonomy places the organism in Eukaryota, Apicomplexa, Aconoidasida, Piroplasmida, Theileriidae. The record is from RefSeq and is a predicted model, not a curated record.
AUGGAUUUUGACAUAAAAUCAUUUGUAUCCGUGUUGUUAUCUUAUGUUUUGUUUGUACUAUAUGUUGUUUGGGCCUACGUUCCAGAUCGUUAUCUUAACAAAAUAGGACUCGUUUAUUAUCCAUCAAAGCACUGGAGCUGUUCAUUUCCUAUAUUUUUAGUGUUCACAGUGGCCACAAUAAUAGUAUGUGUUGGAUUUCACGAGAAAACGAUGCACCCGAGGCUGGAUUCCUAUGAUAGCAUGAUAGACGAGUAUUCCGCCUUCGUCAAGGGAGACACAGUAACGUGCAUGGACACACCCCUGAACAUAGUAAACAGGAAGCUGUAUAGCAACGUGAGCACUAAUGAUACAGAUUAA